AUGGAGGAGCUGGACAUGAUAGUUAGAAGACCAAGAGCAGACAUACCUGCAAAGUGGACAGAGGGCUCACCGGUGAUGGAAGGUGCUCUGAAGGUCCUUCUAGACGACCUCCGUUGCAAUGUAGCAGCUGACAUUAACUCCUUCAAGGAAGAGAUAAGUGGAGUGUCAAGGUGCUUACACGACACAGAAGUAACCGCUUCAGCCCACCAUGCCCACAUUACUAGCAUAGAACCCGAGAUAGGUGCAAUAGCCAAGGCCAAGACGCAGAACCUCAAGGCGGCAAUGGUGGAGGUGGAAGAACAUAAAAAUAGGGGGCAUACCUGA
Messenger RNA from Pelobates cultripes (western spadefoot toad), 324 nucleotides. Lineage: Eukaryota; Metazoa; Chordata; Amphibia; Anura; Pelobatidae. The record is from the annotation of a GenBank genome assembly.